AUGGGUUCCCUGGUGACGGUUCCGUCCAGUGGGGAGCCGCCGGUCUCCUCGAGCAGCGAGGCUCUGGCUGAGGCGUUGGCAGCGCUGGUGGCGGCUAUCAGGUCGGCGACGGACUCCGUCCCGGCACCGCUGAUGGAGCACGCGCCGCCGCUGGUACGCGCCGUGACGACGGACGACCGCGAGGCGAUGCGCCGGCUCGUGGAGUCGGAGGACGGCCCGAACGUCCCCGACGGCGGCGGCAAGACGCCCCUGCACUGGGCCGUCCUCGUGGAGGAGGGGGCGGUCUUGCAGAGCCUGCUGGCCUUCGGCAGGUGCAGCGGUGGCGUGGGCGGCCCGCGGCUGCAGCUGGACGCGGCCGACGUGAACGGCUUUACGCCGCUGCACUACGCGGCGGUGACGCGCAACUCGUUCGCGACGCACCUGCUGCUGCAGGCGGGGGCCACCGUCGACUGCCGCGACAUCGACGGCCAGACGCCGCUGAUGAAGGCGGCCAGGUGGGACGACGUGGCGCAGUGCCGCGCGCUGCUGGGGGCGGGGGCCGCCGCGGCCGUCGCAGACAGAGCCGGCAGGACGGCGCUCCAGCUGGCGGCGGCCGCGGGCACCGCCGACAUUGUGCGGCUGCUGCUGGAGCGCGGCGCGAGGGCGGACGCGGCCGACAAGGCGGGCCGCACGGCGCUCAACUACGCGCUGCGGCACUCGCGGCUGGACGCGGCGCGGCUGCUGCUGCCCACGGCCGCCUACACCCCCCGCGUGGACAACACCGGCCGCACCGAGCUGCACUGGGCGGCGGCCAACGGCACGGCGGAUAUCGUGGAGCGCCUGCUCAGCUUCGGGCCGCCGAGGUAG
Messenger RNA from Schistocerca serialis cubense, 846 nucleotides. Its product is annotated as serine/threonine-protein phosphatase 6 regulatory ankyrin repeat subunit B-like. NCBI's taxonomy places the organism in Eukaryota, Metazoa, Arthropoda, Insecta, Orthoptera, Acrididae. The transcript has a single exon. Gene Ontology annotation, cellular component: cytoplasm; nucleus. The record is from RefSeq and is a predicted model, not a curated record. Gene Ontology annotation, molecular function: protein binding. The coding region runs from base 1 to 846 and encodes 281 amino acids.